Molecule: messenger RNA, 3970 nt
Organism: Petromyzon marinus (sea lamprey)
Lineage: Eukaryota; Metazoa; Chordata; Hyperoartia; Petromyzontiformes; Petromyzontidae
Product: regulator of G-protein signaling 20-like
Source: RefSeq, a predicted model, not a curated record
CAUCCCUUUUGGAAUCUUGAAAAACACCUUGCAAGAAUUUCAGUAUAAAAUAGAAGACUGUGAUAACAAAUGGCUGCAUAUAAUUGAUAUGCUUAAAACAAGUAAAACCCGUUUUUUACAAUUCAGUUAAAAUUUAAAUAAAUAUAAGUAUAAAGGGGUGAUGGACUAGUUUACUGUCAUAAGCGAUUCAAUGAUUUGCAACAUGUCCAUUACCCUUAACUAGAUAGUGUUAACAUGUAUUAGCUACAUGGCAUUUGCAAACAGAAUGUUAGUGAAAGGUUAUGUAUUAGAAGGAAACAUACUAAUUGUGGUACAUGUCGUUUCCAUUUCAUGGUCGCCAAAAUAAAUGUUAAACUUAAUAAGGCUUUUAAUAAAUGUAGCAAAUUACAAUCAAGAAAAAUGUCCAGGGCUGGAUUAUGGUCAUUCUAAAAACUAAUUAAGAACUUUUUAAACUGGUAAAAAAAACCUCUGUUUUAUUUGAAUUAGGUAACUUUUGCCAAAUUAAAUAUAAGUAGAAUUUAAAAUGUCUAGUAUUCAUAUCAGUAUUAAAUAAACCGUCAGGAACAAGUGAUAAGCAGUAUAAUAAUGUUGGAUAGAAGCCGUUUGGUAUAAAUUCCCUCAAAAGGACUUCUUGAGUUGGUGAUGUCCAUAAUGGGAAACCUUGACAUUCCAUCUGCUCCAAGAUCACUUUACCAAACAAACUUAAAGAAAACACAAUAUUUAAUAGCGUAGAUGGGAAAAUAAUAUGAAUAUCGAAUGGACGUAACUAUUUUGCUUUGAUUGACCUUGAAUAUAGAAAGGGCUACAUUUAGAAUUAGUGGCAACAGAUAUUUACGAAUGAUCAAUGCUGUGCUUUGGACAGGUCUUCAUUGGCUUCCCUGCAUUAAUAGCUGUGACCCUUUAAUGAUUCAAUGAACGUAAAACAUUGAUGCAGUAUCAGCCUUACAAAUGUGCUGGAAUGAAUCAACGUAACGGCAUGAAUUGACGUUUGCCUCGUGUUUUUAAUGAGCCCUCCAUCCUACAGUUCGUCGUAGUUCCAAGUCUGUGGAGGCAUCGCCCUCUGUUGGAAUCCUCACCCCAUUGGUUGUCUUAAAUUGUUAGAGAUAUAUUUGCAUUAUUUGGGUUAUAAACACGUGCUUAAACGUUCUAUAUAUAAAUAGAAAAGACAAAAAAAACACGUUAAAUACUGUUUACUGUUGCAGGAAAUGUCAUAUUAUGGUUUGUAAGUAUUCAAUUAUAAAAAUGCUUUCCUGCAAUAAAAUAAUAAAAACAUAUUUCCAUUGCAGUCGUCUGGUUAAUAAUACGGCAACUAUUUUCAUGUUUAGAGAGGGCACGUCGAGAUUAUUUUUGUAAGCUAUCAGCAGGGACAAUUGACUUCGCAUAAUUGCAUUGGGAUAGCUCAUGUUGUUUACUUCACAAGACCUUUUUGUGUGGGUUUAUUUUUUACGAUGAAACUUCUGUUUAUGUUAGCUGGGCAUUGGUGCGGGAAAGACGUGGUGUGCUAAAUGACGAUUUCUCGAUUUCUCUCUCUCUCCAUCCAACCUGUAAUUAUCUCUGAAAAGUUUGACCCCCACACAAGUGAAUCGUACACUGUCCGUCUUAAAACAAAAAAAGUAUAUCUGAAGCCUCGUCAUUACUGUCGUGGACAAGCCCAGAGUUCCGAAUGUUUAUCUCAGCGCAGCAGCUUCCUUCCUGGUGCCCGUCUCUUGCAUCUUGUUGGCAAAAAUAGGAAGUCACAACGUUGAAAGUUACGAGUGAGGGGUUUUAAACGAAGCAGAAGCGGUCGAGCAGCCCUUGGGACGUACGCAUGCUUUUGCCGCUGGUGUUCCCAUGCAUUGAACACAGCCGGCCGCUCCGAUGGCAGGCGGAGUCCUUCCUCUCGGGAGGGAAGCUCCUUCGUGUUGCUGAUGCGAGCGUGAAGGCCACGGAGGAGCGUCAGUUGUUGGCUCGGGCCCCCAGCCUCACCCGGAUAAGGGAUGCAAGUGAGCAGACAUGGGCAGGCGACAGACGGUGCAGAAUGACGGAGGGCCACCAGCUUCUCCACACUCGCCGCCGGCAUGCUGCUUCUGUUGGUGCUGUUGCUGCACUUGCUCCUGCAUUACGAUGGGAAACGAGGAGGCAACAAGGAGGAAGAGCAGGCGUGCAUCCCGCGAAACUCGGAUUGAAAUGGUCCAAAACAAAGACAGCAGCAGUGGAAAACCAUCGAUGGAGGAGGUGCAAGUGUGGGGUCAGUCUUUUGACAAGCUGAUCCGGAGCACGGGCGGAAGAAACACUUUCCGAGAGUUUUUACGGACUGAAUUCAGUGAAGAGAACAUGCUCUUUUGGCUGGCCUGCGAGGACUUGAAAAGAGAAGCUAAUAAACGAGCCGUUGAAGAGAAGGCCCGGGUGAUAUAUGAGGACUAUAUCUCGAUACUGUCUCCCAAGGAGGUCAGCCUUGACUCCCGCGUACGAGAGGUUAUCAAUCGGAACAUGCUGGAACCGACGUCCCACACAUUUGACGACGCGCAGUUGCAAAUCUAUACCCUCAUGCACAGAGACUCCUACCCACGCUUCUUGAACUCACAAAUUUACAAAUCCUUACAGGAUAGCCUUGCAGAGUCAUCCUCCGAGUCUUAAGUUCUUCGGCGCCUAGCCGGAAGUCGAGCGUUAAAAAAGAAUGGAUGGGAGUGAGACGUCUGAUGUAUGAGCAAACCACUUUCUGUGACGACAACUAAGGCUGGAACAAUGUCUACUCAGGCUCUUUUUUACUUUAUAACUUGAAACAUAUUUUGGUACUGUGUGGACUUUUUUUUCUUCUUCAUUAUUUUAUUAAAUGCCAUUCUCUCUAUUUCCCUUCCCCCCCCCCCACCACCACCACCACCACCAUUCUGUUUAAUGAUAUUUAGCAUAUGAAGUCUCAAAAUGUGUGCAUCGAUUCAGGAAUUGUUUGGUUAGGGUGUCUAGAAAUUUAAAUUAGCAGGUCUAAUUCGGAAGGUAACUAUGAUCUCAAAAGUUUACAAUCCGGCGUCAUAUCACAGUCUGGCAAUGUAAUUGUGAACAUUUUUGUUGAUAGUUUCUUCUAUGCAACACAUUUGCUAUGCUUCGUCCUGAUUUUAUCUCAAACAGCAAACGUAUCUUUUUUGUCCCUAUUUUUAAUGUUUAUACUUUAAUGAUGAAGCAUGCCGAAAUUUUCAAGCAAUAACAUGAGAGGAUUUAAACCAGAAGUAAGUAAUUUUUGAAAGAGGAACAAAAUAUAUUUACUUACAUGCAAAAAAUAAAUAAAGGGGUUAUUCGAUUUCAUGUAUAAAAUGUUUUGAGGAUUGUAAAAGUUUCGAUAUUGCUGUUGAUCUUUUAAAUGAGGGUGAAUGUGAAACAGACGAUGAAAACGAAAGCGUAUGUACAAAAGGGUUUCUAAAUAUUUAAGCUUUACCGUAUCCACCGUCAUCAAAUUUGACGGGUCUAAUGAUGCUUGCAUGAACAUUUUUAGUGUGCACCAACCAAGGGAUAGAUAAAUAUCAUGUAACCUUUUGCUGUUUCGUUAAUUUUUCCAAUUGUGCCCAUCUGUGCAGAAUAACUUGCAUUGUUAUUGAUAGCUAAGCCCCAACCACUGCAGAUGUUUACGUUAAUGUUGGCAACAAAUGGAAACAAAAAUGACUUUAGCACCUAUACUUUGGAGGAAAAUUUCAAAAUAAUGUUUGAUGACAGAGAAUAACCUUGUUCGGUGACAUCUUUUAAAACAUUGAGAGACAUAAAUGAUUAAUAAUCCAGCUGAAAUUUGCGAUUUGUUUAAACCAGCAAUAGAACAGCACCGUUAUGCUAUGAAUGUUAUAGUUUUGAUCGUCAGAUUUUAUGAUAUAGAUAUGAUUUUAAUGACAAAUUCUGAGCUAUAAUGUAUUCAAUGUAUGUCUACCGCUUAUAUUCACCCUGCCUGCAGCUUGUACCAUUUAAAAAAAAACAUACUAAUAAAUAAUCUUAACAUUUACAUUCUUAA